This is a messenger RNA of Chelmon rostratus (copperband butterflyfish), 4371 nucleotides long. It is a transcript of the gene fermt2, whose product is annotated as FERM domain containing kindlin 2. Bases 197 to 2230 code for a protein of 677 amino acids. The record is from RefSeq and is a predicted model, not a curated record. Gene Ontology annotation, biological process: integrin-mediated signaling pathway; cell-matrix adhesion. Gene Ontology annotation, cellular component: extrinsic component of cytoplasmic side of plasma membrane; focal adhesion. Lineage: Eukaryota; Metazoa; Chordata; Actinopteri; Chaetodontiformes; Chaetodontidae. Gene Ontology annotation, molecular function: integrin binding. The transcript has 15 exons.
GGGACGGCUGGACUCCAUUAAGCCGAAGCCCGCAGUAAAACUGUUUGGGAUACUUCACUUCUUCAGCGAGUUCUCGUGGGAUUUCUCUCUGUUUUUAUCGCCCUGAAAAGACUUCAUACAUGAUUUAAAGAAGGGGGACUUGCUCUGUACCGUGUACUCGACUCUUCUGGUGUCUUUUUUUUCGUCUUUGUGAAGGAUGGCGCUGGACGGGAUCCGGAUGCCCGAUGGCUGCUACGCCGACGGGACGUGGGAGCUGAAGAUGCAUGUCACCGACCUCCACAGGGACGUGUCACUGAGAGUCACUGGGGAAAUCCACAUCGGCGGAGUCAUGCUCAAACUUGUGGAGAAGCUAGAUGUGAAGAAGGACUGGUCAGACCAUGCUUUGUGGUGGGAGAAGAAGAAGACAUGGCUGCUGAAAACCCACUGGACGUUGGACAAGUACGGCAUCCAAGCAGACGCCAGGCUGCUUUUCACGCCGCAGCACAAGCUGCUACGCCUCCAGCUGCCCAACAUGAAGCACAUGAAGGUCAAGGUCAACUUCUCGGACCGUGUCUUCAAGGCUGUGUCCGACAUCUGCAAAACUUUCAAUAUCCGCCACCCAGAGGAGUUAUCUCUACUGCGUAAGCCCCGUGAUCCCAAGAAGAAGAAGAAAAAGUUGGAGGAGGCGGAGGAGGACGAUCUGGAGUUGGAGGGUCCCCUGUUAACCCCUGGAUCAGGGAGCAUCUACUCCAGUCCAGGCUUGUACAGCAAGACUAUGACCCCCACCUAUGACUCCAGAGACGGCAGCCCGCUGUCACCCACCUCUGCUUGGUUUGGGGACAGCCCCCUCUCUGAGGGCAAUCCCAGCAUCCUCGCUGUCAGCCAGCCAAUCUCCUCGCCAGACAUUCUGGUCAAACUCUACAAGCCCCAGUCCCUUCUGGAUAAAGCCAAAAUCAACCAGGGGUGGUUGGACUCAUCCAGGUCUCUGAUGGAGCAGGAUGUAAAGGAGAAUGAGGUGCUGCUCCUGAGGUUUAAAUACCACAGUUUCUUCGACCUCAACCCUAAGUAUGAUGCCAUCCGAGUCAACCAGCUCUAUGAACAGGCCAAGUGGGCCAUCCUGCUGGAGGAAAUUGAGUGUACGGAGGAGGAAAUGAUGAUGUUUGCUGCCCUGCAGUACCACAUCAACAAGCUGUCAAUCAUGUCUUCAGACAACCACAUGAAUAACAGUGAGAAGGAGGUGGAUGAGGUGGAUGCAGCCCUGUCAGACCUGGAGAUUACCUUGGAGGGAGGGAAGACGUCCAACACACUGGGUGACAUCACAUCUAUUCCUGAGCUAGCGGACUAUGUCAAAGUCUUCAAACCCAAGAAACUGACACUGAAGGGCUAUAAGCAGUACUGGUGCACAUUCAAGGAUAUCACAAUUUCCUGUUACAAGAGUAAAGAGGAGGCACAUGGGACACCUGCUCACCAAAUGAAUCUUAGAGGUUGUGAGGUAACUCCAGAUGUUAACAUCUCGGGUCAGAAAUUCAACAUCAAGUUGCUAAUCCCUGUGGCUGAUGGCAUGAAUGAGAUCUGGCUUCGGUGUGACACGGAGAAACAGUACGCCCACUGGAUGGCUGCAUGUCGCUUGGCCUCCAAAGGCAAGACUAUGGCGGACAGCUCUUACAACCUGGAGGUCCAGAACAUUCUGUCUUUCCUCAAGAUGCAACACAUGAACCCUGACCCUCAGUUCAUUGAGCCAAUCACCACCGAUAUCAACCCGGAGUGCCUGGUGUCCCCGCGCUAUCUGAAGAAGUAUAAGAACAAGCAGAUUUCAGCCCGGAUCCUUGAAGCCCACCAGAAUGUGGCCCAGAUGAGUCUCAUUGAAGCCAAGAUGCGCUUCAUCCAGGCGUGGCAGUCCCUGCCUGAGUUUGGAAUCACUCAUUUCCUUGCCAAGUUCCAGGGUGGAAAGCGGGAGGAGCUAAUCGGCAUCACUUACAACCGUUUGAUCCGGAUGGAUGCCGGCACUGGAGAUGCUAUCAAGACCUGGCGCUUCAGCAACAUGAAACAGUGGAACGUCAACUGGGAGAUCAAGAUGGUGACGGUGGAGUUCGCAGACGAGCCCAGUCUGUCGUUCGUCUGUGCCGAGGUGGACUGCAAGGUGGUCCACGAGUUCAUCGGUGGCUACAUCUUCCUGUCCACACGUGCCAAGGACCAGAAUGAGUCUCUAGAUGAGGAGAUGUUCUAUAAGCUGACCAGCGGCUGGGUCUGAGCUGCCCCAAACCACUGGGGGUCAACGAUUGUAGGUCAGGGGCCAGGAGGGGAGUGGCUGGGCUGGGCUGGGCUGGGCUGGGCGGAGGAGCCACAGUGUAUGGGGUUCAUUUUAUUCUAUUUCUCAAGUCUUUUUAAUUGUUUGGAGCUGUGCUGAAGAGUCCAGAACAGCACUUCUAUUGCCAUGGCUGACACUGUUUUUAUUGUUCUAGUUGUUUUUUUUCUGUUUGUUUUUGCAUUUGACAAGGUCAUUUGUUACAACACUAGUAUCGUGGUGAAUGCAGUCCAGAUGAACUUUUGAACCUCUGUGGUUGAGCCUCACACAAACCUGAACCGGGAAGCUUCUCUGUUUUCCUACGACGGCCACCUGCCUCCUCUCCUCCUGGACUGAUGGCCAUCAACUUACGUCCAUGACAACCCUUUAAAACCAAUCAAGCAGCAGAUUUAAUCCCAAAGAGUCUACUUUUUCCCCCCUCUUCCUGUCUUUUUUUCUCUCUUCUAGAACUGGACUAAUGGAGCUGCCAUCAAACUGUCAUUAAAACAUAUUGUAAUUGUGGUGCCACAGAUGCCUCGAGUUAUAUCAAAUUAUUUAUCCUAAAAAUGGAUUUUAUCAUAGAGUCCAAUCAAAAGGGGUAUCACAGCAGUGGUCACUGGUCACAGCACUACAUGUCCAUCCUAUCCACUCUAUGAAGGGUCUAAUCUCUGAAGUCACAUGUAAGCACUUCUGCAUUAUACAGUCCUCUUUAUGAAUAAGCUGUCGUUGAAUUUCCUUUUGCUUUUGACGUAUGUCGUCUUUGUUUCAGAGCUUGUCCAGAGUGUUGCUCUCCUCUGAGUCUCCUCAUUGUAUUAGCUGACAGGUGUGAUUGAAGAGCCUGAGUUUUGUUUUGUAUGUAAUAGACUGCUAAUAGUGAGUCUGAAAACACACUACAGUUCAGUGUGCUGGGAUGAGCGUCCUGCGGGUUUGAAAAUCUUUUCUAACUGAUGUGAAUGUCCUCAUUGCAAAAAUGUCCAUCUUAAAUUGUCAGAAAUCCUAGUUCAUCUAUAUAAAGUCUGAUUUCCCGGCUUUAGGUAGUUCCUUUUGAAGGAAAGCUGUUUUCAUCUUCUGACCCGGGAGAGUGCAGUGAAAACUUACGUGGUGCAUCCAUAUUUUGCCUAACAUGCCUGUUUAUGGCUGCUGUUGCGACCACACUUGCUAAAUCUCAGCGGCAUGUUUGAAGCCACAUCCAGAGAUUUGAAACCCCCGACUUCUCAUCGCUAAGUGCAUGUACACUACAUAACAGGAGGGCACAUUACUCCAUUGUUCCACCAUUUACUUUAUUGCCAUUCUGUUUCUCACACCAUAUAGUAUUAUUAUUCUAAGUUUUAUCAUUACACACCAGCAAGAGGUCACCGAGUUGGAAGAAUGAAUAUGCAACGUUUUUUUUUCUUCUGUCCUCAGUAUGAAGGAUCAGUAAAUGAAGUAUUAUUUUUUUUGUAACUAAUGUAAAAACACAAACGUUUUAUAGAAUUGUACAGUUUUGUUUUCUGCUUUUUGGGAAAGAGGGGGGAAGCCAUCUGUCAACAUGUGUAGUAUUCAGAAUUGUGCCUGCUUAUGUUGUGGUCUUACUGAGUUUUCAGAUGAAGAUAUAUAUGAAUAUAUAUGAAGAUAACACUAGUCUCAAACUCCAGGUUUGAUUAAGAUAUUUGUCGAGUACAUAUUAUAAUUUUUUUUAAAAUACAGAUAUGUAUGAAUUCUCAAUGUGCUCUCUUUUUUUCUUGCAUUAUAUUGAUUUUCUUCUUUCUCUCUGAUCACUUGUGGAUCACCGUGUCCAUUCGUGGCCCUGAGUUUUGUGUUUUUAGCUCAGUCUUUAGCCUUUUUAAAAUACUUCACUUAUUUGUCUGGUUUUGUCACAGCUGAAGUGUGCCAUUUAAUAAUGUCUGUAUGAAGGAGACCCACAUUGUUUAGACCCUGGAGUUUGAGACAAAUCAGCAAAAGUGAACAGAGGCAAGAGAAAACCAAGCCUAGUCUGUGUUUAUUUUCUCUGAUGUUUUUGUUUGCCUCCAGUGUCGGGAGCAGCGGUGCAUGUCCUGCUGUUCUGUUUUCUGACUGUAAAAAAUGCAUUUAUUUUAAAAAAAUAAAGUAAUUUUUAUUUAAAAACAGCA